Messenger RNA from Telopea speciosissima, 5780 nucleotides. Its product is annotated as callose synthase 12-like. Gene Ontology annotation, cellular component: plasma membrane; 1,3-beta-D-glucan synthase complex. The record is from RefSeq and is a predicted model, not a curated record. Gene Ontology annotation, molecular function: 1,3-beta-D-glucan synthase activity. Gene Ontology annotation, biological process: (1->3)-beta-D-glucan biosynthetic process. The coding region runs from base 70 to 5463 and encodes 1797 amino acids. NCBI's taxonomy places the organism in Eukaryota, Viridiplantae, Streptophyta, Magnoliopsida, Proteales, Proteaceae. The transcript has 2 exons.
CUGUGCCGGUGUCUCCAGCUCAGGCACAAAAGCAGAAAAACGCAGAGUAACAUCGACGACUCCGAUGCCAUGAGUCUGAGACGCCCACCUCCACCACGUGGUCAGACAUAUGGAUCCAACUACGGUCAGAACCCCCGCGCCGCCGACGGCUUCAACGGAGGAGCACCACCACCACCACCACCAACCGCCUACCGGGGACCACCGGAAGAAGAACCCUACAACAUCAUACCCAUACACAACCUCCUGGCCGACCACCCAUCCCUCCGUUACCCUGAAGUCCGUGCGGCCGCCGCUGCCCUCCGUACAGUCGGAGAACUCCGGAAGCCCCCCUUUGUCGACUGGCGCGAUGGUAUGGACCUGUUGGACUGGUUGGGUGCUUUCUUCGGCUUCCAACGUGACAACGUCCGCAACCAGAGGGAGCACCUGGUCCUCCACCUAGCUAACGCUCAGAUGCGACUUCAACCCCCUCCUACCAACAUCGACAUUCUCGACGCUACUGUCCUCCGCCGUUUCCGUAAAAAGCUUCUCAAGAACUACACCUCCUGGUGCUCUUACCUCGGCCGCAAGUCCAAUGUCUGGAUCUCCGAUCGCCGUAACCCCUCCAUUACUGACGUCCGCCGUGAGCUCCUCUACACUUCCCUCUAUCUCCUCAUCUGGGGUGAAGCCGCCAAUCUUCGCUUCGUUCCCGAAUGUAUCACCUACAUCUUCCACCACAUGGCCAUGGAGCUCACUCGCAUCCUCGAGGACUACACUGACGAAAACACCGGUCGCGCUGCUCUCCCUUCAGUCUCCGGUGAAGAUGCGUUUUUGAACCGUGUUGUCACCCCUAUGUACAAGAUUAUUCGUGACGAGGUCGAGAACAGUCGGAAUGGGACUGCCCCUCACUCUGCAUGGAGGAAUUAUGAUGACAUUAAUGAAUUCUUCUGGAGCCGCCGCUGCUUCCAGCGACUCAAGUGGCCCAUCGAUGGUAGCAGCAACUUCUUCUCGACUAAAAAGGAGAAGGGUGUGGGUAAGACUGGGUUUGUGGAACAGAGGUCGUUCUGGAAUGUAUAUCGCAGCUUCGAUCGGCUUUGGGUUCUGCUCAUACUGUUCCUUCAGUCGGCCAUUAUCGUUGCUUGGGAGGGAAAAAGUACCCCGUGGGGUGCGUUGACUAGCCGUGAUGUGCAGGUAAGGGUGCUCACCUUUUUCAUCACCUGGGCUGGUCUUCGAUUUCUUCAGUCGCUGCUUGAUGCUGGUACACAGUACAGUCGAGUGUCGAGGGACACGAUGUUGCUUGGGGUGAGGAUGGUUUUGAAGAGCAUUGUUGCCAUUGGAUGGACUGUCGCGUUCGGUGUUCUCUAUGGAAGGAUUUGGUCUCAGAGGUAUCAGGACCGUAGGUGGUCCGCGGAAGCAAACGGUAGGCUGGUAACUUUUCUUGAGGCUGCCUUUGUGUUCAUCGUCCCAGAGCUAUUGGCAUUGGCACUCUUCAUUCUCCCCUGGAUCAGGAACUUGCUUGAGGAGACUAAUUGGAGGAUCUUCUAUGUGUUAACUUGGUGGUUUCAGACCCGGGCUUUUGUGGCUCGUGGUCUCAGGGAAGGGCUUGUGGAUAACAUCAAAUAUACCCUGUUCUGGAUUGUGGUUCUGGCUUCCAAGUUCACCUUCAGUUACUUCCUCCAGAUCAAGCCCAUGGUCGCCCCAACCAGAGCUGUUUUGAAGCUCAAGGGCAUACAUUUCAAAUGGCACGAGUUCUUCAGUGACACGAAUAGGUUUGCUGUUGGACUGUUAUGGCUUCCUGUUAUCUUGGUCUACCUGAUGGAUCUGCAGAUAUGGUACUCAGUCUUCUCAUCCUUCGUUGGGGCUAUGGUUGGUUUGUUCUCACACUUGGGUGAGAUUCGGAAUGUCGAGCAGUUUAGGCUGAGGUUCCAAUUCUUCUCAAGCGCAAUGCAGUUCAAUCUCAUGCCGGAAGAGCAGUUAUUGAAUACUCAGGGGACGUUGAAGAGCAAGUUACUUGAUGCCAUUCGCAGACUGAAGCUGAGAUAUGGGCUGGGCAGGCCCUUCAAGAAGAUUGAAUCAAACCAGGUAGAGGCGUACAGGUUUGCACUGUUGUGGAAUGAAAUAAUCGCAACAUUUAGGGAAGAAGAUAUCAUUAGUGACCGUGAAGUUGAGCUUUUAGAAUUGCCACCAAACUAUUGGAACAUCAGGGUCAUCCGUUGGCCCUGUUUGCUCUUGCGCAAUGAACUGCUGCUUGCUCUUGGCCAGGCAAAAGAAUUGGUAGAUGCACCUGACCGAUGGCUUUGGAGGAAGAUUUGCAAGAACGAGUACAGGCGGUGUGCGGUUAUAGAAGCUUAUGAUAGCAUUAAGUACUUGCUUGUUGAUAUUCUCAAAGAUGGCACAGAAGAGCGUUUAAUCAUUAUAAAUUUGUUCCAAGAGAUCGAUCAUGCGGUUCAGAUUGAGAAGUUCACACAGACGUACAAAACUACUGCACUGCAGCAGAUACAUUCCAAGUUGAUAACCCUUUUUGAACUAAUUAACAAGCCAAAGAAAGAUAUGACCCAGGUGGUGAAUGUAUUUCAGGCCCUAUAUGAGGUUUUCAUUCGGGAUUUUCCAAAGGUGAAGAGGUCCAUUGAGCAGCUGAGGCAAGAUGGAUUGGUGCCUCGCAGGCCAAACACCAACACAGAGCUACUAUUUGAGAAUGCUGUGGAGUUGCCCAGUGUUGAAAAUGCUGACUUCUAUCGGAAGUUACGGCGUUUGCUUACAAUUCUUACCUCUAGAGAUUCAAUGAACAAUCUUCCAAAGAAUCUUGAGGCAAGACGGCGGAUUGCAUUCUUUAGUAACUCCCUCUUCAUGAACAUGCCCCACGCUCCCCAAGUUGAGAAAAUGUUGGCUUUCAGCGUCCUUACUCCUUACUACAGUGAAGAUGUCGUUUACAGCAGAGAACAGCUGAGGAGUGAGAAUGAAGAUGGCAUAUCUAUCUUGUUUUAUUUGCAGAAGAUUUAUGAUGAUGAGUGGAAUAAUUUCAUGGAGCGGAUGCGACGAGACGGAAUGGAGGAUGACAAUGAGAUAUGGACAACCAAACUCAGAGAGCUCCGCCAUUGGGCGUCAUACAGAGGUCAGACGCUAUCUCGCACUGUAAGGGGAAUGAUGUAUUACUACAAGGCUCUCAAGAUGCUUGCCUUUCUUGAUUCUGCAUCAGAGAUGGACGUCAGGGCAGGGUCAUCUCUUGGUUCAAUGAGGCUUGAUGGUGCAGUGGAUGGUCUGGGCACAAGUAGGUCACCAUCUUCCCGGAGGCUUAGCAGGGCAGGUAGUGCGGUGAAUCUGUUAUAUAAAGGCCAUGAAUAUGGGACUGCUAUGAUGAAAUAUGUAUAUGUGGUCAGCUGCCAGAUCUAUGGGGUUCAAAAAGGGAAAGACCAACGCGGUGAGGAGAUUUUAUAUCUGAUGAAAAACAAUGAGGCCCUCCGAGUUGCCUAUGUUGAUGAGGUCCACACGGGUAGGGAUCAGGUGGAGUAUUACUCUGUCCUUGUGAAGUAUGAUACACAGUUGGAGAAGGAGGUUGAAAUCUACCGGAUCAGGUUGCCUGGUCCUUUGAAGCUUGGAGAGGGUAAGCCAGAAAAUCAGAACCAUGCUAUUAUCUUUACUCGUGGUGAUGCUGUUCAGACCAUUGAUAUGAACCAAGACAACUAUUUUGAGGAGGCACUCAAGAUGCGGAACCUAUUGGAGGAAUUCAAAACCUACUAUGGUAUCCGUAAACCCACAAUCUUGGGAGUCCGUGAACAUAUCUUCACUGGUUCUGUCUCUUCACUUGCUUGGUUCAUGUCUGCACAAGAGAUGAGCUUUGUAACCUUGGGACAACGUGUUUUGGCAAACCCUCUGAAGGUUCGAAUGCAUUAUGGCCACCCGGAUGUCUUUGAUAGAUUCUGGUUCUUGACUCGUGGUGGCAUUAGCAAGGCUUCCAGGGUCAUCAACAUCAGUGAAGACAUAUUUGCGGGAUUCAAUUGCACAUUGCGGGGUGGCAAUGUGACACAUCAUGAAUACAUCCAGGUUGGUAAGGGAAGGGAUGUUGGAUUUAAUCAGAUAUCAAUGUUUGAGGCCAAGGUUGCCAGCGGCAACGGUGAGCAGGUUUUGAGCAGGGAUGUCUACCGGUUGGGGCAUAGGCUGGACUUCUUCCGGAUGCUCUCAUUCUUUUAUACCACUGUUGGAUUCUUUUUCAACACGAUGGUGGUGGUCUUGACUGUUUAUGCAUUUUUAUGGGGGCGCCUUUAUCUUGCUCUAAGUGGCAUUGAGAGUGCGAUGAUGCAGAAUUCUAACAAUAAUAAAGCACUUGGCACAAUCCUGAAUCAGCAGUUCAUCAUUCAGAUGGGUCUUUUCACUGCCCUCCCAAUGAUUGUGGAAAAUUCACUUGAGCAUGGGUUCCUUCCUGCAGUUUGGGAUUUCUUGACGAUGCAGCUCCAGCUUUCAUCCGUUUUUUACACAUUUUCUAUGGGAACUCGUACCCAUUUCUUUGGCCGGACCAUCCUUCAUGGUGGUGCGAAGUAUCGAGCCACGGGGCGUGGUUUUGUCGUGGAACAUAAGAGCUUUGCUGAGAACUAUAGACUUUAUGCUCGUAGUCAUUUUGUGAAAGCGAUUGAGCUUGGGGUGAUACUGACAGUUUAUGCUUCGCACAGUAGUAUAGCUAAGAACACUUUUGUUUAUAUAGCCUUGACAAUCUCAAGUUGGUUCUUGGUAGUGUCAUGGAUCAUGGCUCCCUUUGUGUUCAACCCCUCGGGCUUUGAUUGGUUGAAGACUGUAUAUGAUUGGGAUGAUUUUAUGAACUGGAUAUGGUAUAGUGGUGGGGUGUUCACUAAAGCAGAACAAAGCUGGGAGACAUGGUGGUAUGAGGAACAGGACCAUUUUAAGACUACCGGACUCUGGGGAAAAUUACUGGAGAUAAUUUUAGAUGUUCGUUUCUUUUUUUUUCAGUAUGGGAUUGUAUACCAGCUGCGCAUUGUUGGAGGAAACACUAGUAUUGCCGUUUACUUGUUAUCUUGGAUCUACAUGGUUGUAGCUGUUGGCAUCUCUGUGAUAAUAGCAUAUGCUCGAGACAAGUAUGCUGCGAAAGAACACAUUUACUACCGGCUGGUUCAGUUCCUUGUCAUUGUGCUCAUAGUACUUGUGGUAGUUGUGUUGCUGGAGUUCACCCCUUUUGAAUUUCUGGAUAUUCUCACAAGCUUCAUGGCAUUCAUACCCACUGGUUGGGGUCUCAUAUCCAUAGCCCAAGUACUCAGGCCUUUUUUGCAAUCUACUGUGGUGUGGGAGACUAUAGUUGCCCUCGCACGUCUCUAUGAUAUACUCUUUGCAGUUAUUGUCAUGGCUCCUGUGGCACUUGUCUCAUGGCUACCAGGGUUACAGGCUAUGCAAACAAGGAUCCUCUUUAAUGAUGCAUUCAGCAGGGGUCUCCAGAUAUCUCGUAUUCUAGCAGGCAAAAAAGCUAAUCAGCAAAAACUCUAAUCAUUGACUUGUGAGUUGAGGUUGGAGUGGGACUAGGUGUAAAAGCAGUAAAGCACAGAGGAGUAGAGAAUGUAUUUCUUUUCUCCCAAGGGAGUUUGUUAAUGUUUACGGUAUUAUGGUUGCUGCUAAUUUUUUAUUCUUUUCUCAUUUUCUGGGUGAGGGAAGGACAAUCUUUCUGCUGCUUCAUCUUUGGUUGCAUCUUCCCUUUACUGUUGUGAUCAAUCUGAGUUUAGAACUUGAUGCUUAGAGUCUUAUCUGAGCACCCUGUAAUAUAUUUGUCAGUAUAGGGCUUUUAGUCAACUAGUGGACUGUGUUCA